Messenger RNA from Syzygium oleosum, 1778 nucleotides. Its product is annotated as ankyrin repeat-containing protein ITN1-like. Bases 118 to 1644 code for a protein of 508 amino acids. The transcript has 4 exons. The record is from RefSeq and is a predicted model, not a curated record. Gene Ontology annotation, molecular function: protein binding. NCBI's taxonomy places the organism in Eukaryota, Viridiplantae, Streptophyta, Magnoliopsida, Myrtales, Myrtaceae.
AUUAAAGAAACACCACUCAUGAGAGGAAUGUAAAAGGACUCACUUCAAGGGAUCAACCCGAGCGAUUUUGAAUUCACCCACAAGUUUACGAAAUCAAUCACAAGCCCGAGAAGCAGGAUGUCAUCGCAGUCAUCAAGUCAACAAGCUUCCCUAGCAUCUGAAAGAAGACACCGAGAGAGGAGGCUCUAUGAAGCAUCGCUCGCCGGGUGUGUCGAGUCGUUGGCUCAUUUGCUGCAGGAAGACCGACUCAUCCUGGCUCGGACUUCGGUCACUUGCUUCGAUGAGACACCGUUGCAUUUGGCCUGCAUGCUCGGUCAUGUACACUUUGCCAAGGCUCUUUUGGCUCAUAAACAGGACUUGACUAUGGAGUUGGACUCGCAGGGACGUACGCCUCUUCACUUGGCAUCUGCGAAUGGGUACGUGGAAAUAGCGAGGGAACUGUCACAAUCAGACCCCGUCGCAUGCCUUGUCCUCGAUGAAGAUGGGAGGACCCCACUUCAUCUAGCGGUGAUGAAGGGCCGAAGUGACGUCGUGAGAGAGCUGGUCAAGGCAAGACCGGAGGCAGCCAUAUGCAGGCUGAGCCACGGCCAAACCGUCCUCCAUCUGGGAGCGAGGCAUAAUCGUUUGGAGACUCUGAAAGUUUUGGUGGAGAUGGUGAGAGAUGGUGAUUUGUUGAAUGCUCAAGAUGACGAGGGUAAUACAAUUUUGCAUUUGGCCACUGCAAACAAGCAAAUAGAGACCAUGAAAUAUCUGCUUCAAAGAAGUGAAGUGGAAGUGAACACAGUGAAUAGAAAUGGCUUCACUGCUCUGGACAUAGUGGAUCACUUUCCAAGGGACCUCAAAGUAAUGGAAUUGAGAGAAUUGCUGGUGCAUGCUGGAGCUGUAAGAGCCACAAUAUUCCCUGCAUCAACAACUCACCAAGCAGUUGAUGGUACAGAUGAGAAAAAUUCAACUGUUGACAUUGAACUCGCAUCUUUAGCACUUCCCUCCGCCAAUACUCCUCCGGUGAAGGCGGUGCUGGCACGGUCUUUGACAGGUGAAAUCAGGAAGCAGAAGGAAGACACCCACGAGAAAUGGAUCAAGAAGAAGCGCGAUUCUCUGAUGAUAGCUGCGACGGUGAUCGCAGCCAUGGCUUACCAAGCUGGCCUUAGCCCUCCCGGCGGCGUGUGGGACGAAGAUAAAAAUAUAGGCGGCGUCACAUACUGGGCAGGAACAUCGAUAAUGGCCGCAAACAAUCCAUACGGUUACCAAAAGUUCUGGACAUACAACACAGUCUCCUUGGUUGCAUCUCUUAGCACAGUCUUCUUGCUCGUAAGUGGCUUGCCCUUAAAGAAGAAGAUCUUAGUGUGGAUUCUGAUGGCCACAUCGUGGGCGACCAUCACAUUCAUGGCACUCACUUACCUUGAGUCCAUGAGGGCCAUCUCAUUUCUCCAGGACCGGCAUCCUGAAGAGCUGAGGCCAAUCAUAAAAGUGGUUGGCAACGCCAUGUAUGUUUGGCUCGGCGUUUUAUCGGGUGUUCUGCUAGUUCACACCGUUCGGUUCCUCAGGAUUGUCCUCCGGAUUGUGAAAAAUCCGCAAGAGCUCAAAGAAAAGAUAUCAGGGUUUCUGAGUCGGUGCAGAUCUAGGACCUUUUAUAAGAUCUAGUGUAUUUAUAUGGUGGGAUAAAGUAUUACUACAUAGUUUCGAUACCUGUAUUCUAUAAAACUUAAUCCCUACGUCAUAAUGUCAUUCGAGUACCACUAGUUAUGUGAAACAUUUAAUGAGACUACUAAACCAAA